Molecule: messenger RNA, 3672 nt
Organism: Polypterus senegalus (gray bichir)
Lineage: Eukaryota; Metazoa; Chordata; Cladistia; Polypteriformes; Polypteridae
Gene: kat7b
Product: K(lysine) acetyltransferase 7b
Exons: 15
Coding region: 173-2008 (611 amino acids)
Biological process (GO): regulation of DNA-templated transcription
Cellular component (GO): nucleus
Molecular function (GO): zinc ion binding; histone acetyltransferase activity
Source: RefSeq, a predicted model, not a curated record
AAAUGUAAAAAAAAAAAAAGCGUCCGAGUGGCGCGCGAGUCGCCGCGCGUCUCCUGUGUGUCCAAAUGGUCGCCUAGCGUGUCGGCCCCGUGUCUUCGUCUCUUACAGAUCCUUCACUCCGCUCGCCUUUCUCUUCUCGACAAUAGGUCUCUUAUCCGCCCAAAGAGGGAGCAUGCCUCGGAGAAAGCGGAAUGCCGGAAGCAGUUCUGAUGGGACUGAAGAUUCUGACUUCUCUGCUGACUUGGAGCACACUGACAGUUCAGAAAGUGACGUAAACACCCGGAAAAAGACUCGUCUUACUCGAGCCUCUGUGCGUCUCAGCCAGAGCUCACAAGAUUCCAGUCCAGUUCAGAAUGUCCAGUCCAUUGGUUCAGAUGAUGCCUCCUAUUCCACCAGGCGGGUGACACGUAGCCAGCAGCAGGGGGCGCCAGUCACCCCCAAGAAAUACCCGCUGCGCCAGACACGUUCCUCUGGAUCAGAAACUGAGCAAGCCAUCGACUUCUCUGACCGGGAUUUGAAAAAUGCAGUGGACCAUGAUGAGUCUCCCCCACGCACUCCAACUGGCAACGCUCCUUCCUCAGAGUCUGAUAUUGACAUCUCCAGCCCUAAUGCCUCCCAUGAUGAAAGUCUGGCUAAGGACCUGUCUAUGAAGGAUUCUGAAAGCGAGUUGUCCCAUCGGCCUAAGCGUCGCCGCUUCCAUGAAAGCUACAACUUCAACAUGAAAUGUCCGACGCCAGGCUGCAACUCAUUAGGCCACCUGACUGGGAAGCAUGAAAGGCAUUUCUCCAUAUCUGGUUGCCCACUCUACCAUAAUUUAUCUGCAGAUGAAUGCAAGGUGAGGGCUCAGCAUCGUGACAAGCAGGUUGAGGAGCGGACUCUUUCCCACCGACAAGAUGAAAACAACCGGCAUGCCACCCGGCACCAGGCUCCAACUGAGCGGCAGAUUAGGUAUAAAGAGAAAGUGACAGAGAUGCGAAAGAAAAGGGAUUCCGGAUUAUUGAAAGAACAGAAAGAUAAAUACAUGGAGCACAGGCAGACCUAUGGAAAUACACGAGAGCCUCUCCUAGAGAAUAUCACUAGUGAUUAUGACCUGGAGCUCUUUCGCAAAGCCCAGGCACGUGCUUCCGAAGAUCUUGAGAAACUACGGCUACAGGGUCAGAUUACUGAAGGAAGCAAUAUGAUUAAAACCAUUGUGUUCGGCCGCUAUGAGUUGGACACAUGGUACCAUUCACCGUACCCAGAAGAGUAUGCUCGGCUUGGACGUCUUUACAUGUGUGAAUUCUGCCUCAAAUACAUGAAAAGCCAGACGAUCCUCCGGCGCCACAUGGCAAAAUGUGUUUGGAAACAUCCCCCUGGAGAUGAGAUUUAUCGGAAAGGGGCCAUAUCUGUGUUUGAGGUGGACGGGAAAAAAAACAAGAUAUAUUGCCAAAACCUUUGCCUGUUAGCUAAACUUUUUCUGGAUCACAAGACUCUGUAUUAUGAUGUGGAGCCUUUUCUAUUUUACGUCAUGACUGAAGCAGACAACACAGGCUGCCAUCUCGUCGGUUAUUUUUCCAAGGAAAAGAAUUCUUUUUUGAACUACAAUGUGUCCUGCAUCCUGACUAUGCCUCAGUAUAUGAGGCAGGGGUACGGAAAGAUGCUGAUUGAUUUUAGUUAUUUACUUUCCAAGGUUGAAGAGAAGGUUGGCUCACCAGAAAGGCCGCUCUCUGAUUUGGGUCUGAUAAGCUAUCGGAGCUACUGGAAAGAGGUGCUGCUAAGGUAUCUGCACAACUUCCAGGGCAAAGAAAUCUCCAUCAAAGAGAUUAGCCAGGAGACAGCUGUAAAUCCUGUGGACAUUGUCAGCACGCUGCAGUCACUUCAGAUGUUGAAAUAUUGGAAAGGAAAGCACCUGGUUUUAAAACGACAGGAUUUAAUAGAUGAAUGGCUGGCCAAAGAGGCAAAAAGAGGGAGCACCAAUAAAGCAAUCGAUCCAAGCUCCUUGAAAUGGACCCCACCCAAAGGCACAUAGACCAUCUUCACAAAGUCGUCAGCAAUCAUUUCUCAUGAAAUCUCCUCACUAGCAAAAUGUGUCAAGUCAUUGUGGUGACCAAUGCUGCUGGCCUUAAAUCUGAUUCAGAGGGUGGAGUACUGUGGCAAGUUGGAACGUUUAUUUUUUAUUUUUAAUACAUAUUCUUUGUUUCUUCAUUCAGUUCUAACAUCAAGUGGCCAGUAGUUGUUGCCGUAUGAACUGUCUCCUGCUAGUAUUGCUUCUUGCCUCACAGUAGAGUUUCAUGAACUGGAAAUUUCCAAACACGAGUCUGGGCUUUGAUUCACCCUCCAUAUUGGGAGGCUGGCGUGCAUAUUCAGUUCCUAAGUACUUGUGCUGGUUUUCGACUGCUCCACCUGUGCACAUCUGUGAAUGUCGACAGACUCUGAGCCAAGAGAAUGCUGACAGUUUGAAGGCUGGACUUGACGUCUGUGUUCCAACAGUUAGGUGGUCAAAUACUGUAUGCCCCACAUCCACCCUGUCUGUUGCUCUGGUACAGAAAGAGGGUAUAAAUGACUUUCACAGAGUAUUCGCUGGCUGUAUUCCACUUAACUGUAAUAUUCUUGUUUUCAGUGCAUCUCCCCACUCUUUUAUUGGGUCCCAAACAACACGAUCACCAGUUCAAUUAAUCAAGCUGGACUUUACCUGUUAUCCCACAUGUUGGUUCAGUAUAAGUGGCAGGUUGACCUUGCCUUUUCAUUUAGUAUCUGUAGCAGAAUAUUUUACAGAAAAUGGCCUUUGUGAAGGAAAGUAUAAUGAAAGGUUUGUCUGGCAGUGACUUUCCAAUUCAGUCAAGCACUUUUUCUGUAGUUGUUUUUUUUUUUUUUAACCCCUCCUUGAACUUUUAAAAUAUUUUCCUACAAUAUCAUAAAGCAUUGUCAUAUUGGCGUUCUAACUGGAUAAUGUACAAAAUUUAUAGUUAGUCUAUGAUUAAAAAUGGAUACACUUGUAAACAUGAGGGAUGUCAAAGUUUCAGCUGACUUGUGGCCAUGCAACCUAAUCAGUAGGAAAUACUUAAAUCCUAUUGGUUAACGUUGUCUGAUUAUUACAAAGAACUUUAAAACAUUUUAGUGGGCAAUAUCUUGGUAGUAGACAGCAUUUGCUCUGUGGCACACUUGUCAAGGUUAUCAAGUGCCAAAACCCAAGUGUACAUUACAGGACACACAGGCCUUCACUGGGCUUUUCAAAGUGCAAAUCGCCCCACUCAUCCCAGUGGGUAUGCGUUGUUGAACGUACAUUGCUUUUUUUUUUCCCCCUCCACACAAUUGACAUUGGUGACAAUUACACCAAAAAUAGCCAGCAGCCUGCCUUUGUGCUCUUUUUUCUUUUUUUAUAAACUGAAUUUUGUUUGAGAGUUGAAAUGCUUAUUUUGCCCAGCCUGUUUUCCUGUAAGCUCUUAAAGUUGUGCCUGUCACGUGGCUUAAUCCGUGUCUCAAGUCAUUUCCCUGUUAAUUGAUUGUUCCAGCUUGGCUGAUGUGUUUAAAUGCACCUUAUUUUUUUGUACCUGGUGGGGUGGACAGAUGGCGGCAGGGGGGUUGGGAAUGGGACUGAAGCCUUGUCGCACUCGAUUGAGAAAGUUCAUGGUACCAUUGUAAACUGUUGUCUUUGACUCCUGUACCUGCUUUCUCAUGAAUAAUAAAAAAAAA